GCGCGCGGGCUCGGGACGCGGCGGCCAUCAUGACGGCUCCGGGCGGCCCGGUCGCCAGCCGCGGCCGGCGGUUCAAGUGGGCCAUUGAGCUGAGCGGGCCCAGCGGAGGCAGCAGGGGCCGGAGUGACCGGGGCAGCGGCCAGGGAGACUCACUGUACCCCGUCGGGUACUUGGACAAGCAGGUGCCGGACACCAGCGUGCAGGAGACGGACCGGAUCCUGGUGGAGAAGCGCUGCUGGGACAUCGCCCUGGGCCCCCUCAAACAGAUCCCCAUGAACCUCUUCAUCAUGUACAUGGCCGGCAACACCAUCUCCAUCUUCCCUACCAUGAUGGUGUGCAUGAUGGCCUGGCGGCCGGUCCAGGCCCUCAUGGCCAUUUCAGCCAAGAAUGGAGUUCAGUGGUGGAGGACUCGUUUUGUGAACUUGAGAAAGAAGCUCCUUGAACCUAAAGUAAAUGGACCUUAUUUAUAUCCUGCUCUAGGCCUAGUAGCUCCUAAAUGUGCUCACUCUUAAAAUAACCACUGACAAUACCCAAAAUCUCUUUUCCAUGGUGAGGAGACAAAUGCUAAAUGGUAAUAUGACUACAAACACAAAAGAAAAUCUUACCACAACCCCUGCCUGAAAAUAAUGUAGAAAACUUUAUUUAUCUGUCAGUACAGAGCAAAACAAUACAAGCAGAACUAUGUAAACAGGAGUGUUUCAAUAAAUUAAAUGCUUUUAAAAAGUUACACAAAUUUCCUUUGAAUCUGUAUUUUACUGCUAUUUAACAUAAGCUGAAAUAAUUCUAUUGGGGAUGCAUGUGGGAAAAGUGAGAAACCAAUGCUGUAUGCAAAUUAAACAUGAUGAAAAGAAAAACGAGAAAAAAGAGCACGUAAAUAUGCUUACAGGGUAACUAUGACUUUUAAUACCCACAAUGAGGAGUAUUUAACGCGGGGAUGGGGGUGGAUGAUUGGUGGGAUCCCUGGAGCCACAGGAACUGAAGGCAAUGGAAUCGACAGUGGUGACCUUUCCCGUGCCGGGGGAGGCGCCCCUGUCCAGCAAGCCUGUUGUUAAAUGCCAGCUUUUAAGACGGCUGUCUAUGGAAGGCAGGGCCCGCGGUGGUAGAACGUGUAUUUCUAUAAUCUGCCCUGGAAGUCCUCGUAUCCAAGAGGCAGGAGAAGAUCUUUCUCUUCCCUCUUGAAAUAUAAAUCCCCUUUCCCUAAGGUGCAUUCUCUCUCAUCCAGUUUUUAUAUUGCUUUUUAUUUGCAGUGAUUAAAAGAGACAAGACACUUUGCAGACAAACAACCUAAGCAACACAUACACACGAAAUGCUCUAGACAGAUGAGUAAAUCUGGCCUAAUAACCAUUUUCCAUGUAACAGUGAUUUUGUUUUAGGGCCUGAAAUAAUGGUUUUGCAAAUAUCCACUAAUUCCCUUAUUUCUUUAAAAAGAUUCUUCGCUCCAACCACAAACAGCCCUUCUAAAAUUAACCUUAUAUUUCACAAAUACUGGUCUAUAUUCUGUAUGGA
Molecule: messenger RNA, 1506 nt
Organism: Dipodomys spectabilis (banner-tailed kangaroo rat)
Lineage: Eukaryota; Metazoa; Chordata; Mammalia; Rodentia; Heteromyidae
Gene: Emc4
Product: ER membrane protein complex subunit 4
Exons: 4
Coding region: 30-512 (160 amino acids)
Biological process (GO): protein folding in endoplasmic reticulum
Cellular component (GO): EMC complex
Source: RefSeq, a predicted model, not a curated record